This is a messenger RNA of Sparassis crispa, 684 nucleotides long. RefSeq lists its product as hypothetical. The record is from RefSeq and is a predicted model, not a curated record. The transcript has 3 exons. Bases 1 to 684 code for a protein of 227 amino acids. Gene Ontology annotation, molecular function: clathrin light chain binding. Gene Ontology annotation, cellular component: actin cortical patch; clathrin complex. Gene Ontology annotation, biological process: intracellular protein transport; receptor-mediated endocytosis; Golgi to endosome transport. NCBI's taxonomy places the organism in Eukaryota, Fungi, Basidiomycota, Agaricomycetes, Polyporales, Sparassidaceae.
AUGCAUUGCCGUCAGCUGAUUGAUCAGAUCAUUGCAACUGCCCUUCCUGAGUCUACAGACCCCGAUGAUGUGUCCGUCACUGUGAAGGCAUUCUUCACAGCAGAUCUUCCCAUCGAGUUGACCGAGCUGCUCGAGAAGCUCAUCCUCGAGCUUUCACCAUUCAGUGACAAUCACAACCUUCAGAAUUUGUUGAUGUUGACGGCCAUUCGCGCAGACGAGGGCAAGGUCAUUAGGUACAUCGACAGGCCCAAGAACUACGAUAUCGCUAGGAUUCCCAAGAUCGCGACCGACCAUAGUCUGUAUGACGAGGCAUUCCUCAUAUACAAGAAGUAUGAACGGCACGCCAGGGCCAUCAACGUGCUCGUCGAGCAUAUCGUCUGGACCCUGGCGUUGAGUUCGUACAUCAAGGCUGAGGAUCCCUCGAACUACACUCAAGUCAUCGAGAUUCCUAGUCACGCUCGUAAGCAUGACGACCUCGUCAGGUGCCUCCGGAUGGCGUGCAAGGCUCUGCCCGAGCCUAAGAUCGCCAUGGAGUUGGCGUACACCUGUGCGAAGACGGGGCGUCUGCACGAUAUGGAGGCCUUCUUGGGUGUAAUGAAUGUUGUUGACAUUCUUGAGAUCGGAGACAAGUGUUUCGAGGACGAGCUUUAUCAGGCGGCGAAGUUGGGAGCACAAACAGUUUAA